AUGAGUAAAUCAUUCUUUACUUUGAAUUUAACAGUCAUAAUCUUAUUGUAAUCAAUACAAAAUUUAAAUGCUUAAAUAUGUUAAGCUUUUUCUAGUCAGCACCAGGCUAAAUAUUUUGAGAACUAUAUUCCUAUUAAUUUUUUGAAGUUGCCUAACACUAAUAUACUUUUGAUAAACACUAUACGUUUUAUUGGCGGUGUAUAGUCUUAGAGUAUAGUAUAUUACAAUGAUAUUUCUAGUGAAAUUGAUAAUAUUGUGAAUGCUGUUAAGACUAAAUACGUUAUAAAUCAAAUGGAGUAUGUACAAGAAAGAAAUCAAAUUUUAGUUCUGAAUUCAUAAUAGCUAAUAUACGCAGAUCCUUAUACUCUUGAAUCUUAAUAAACGCUACCAUUCACUGAUUUAGAGACUAUGCAUUUCAUCAAAGGAUCUAAUUAUUGUGUCUUAAAAAGUGCAACAUAUUUCUUAUAUGUUGUUGACUUUGUAGAAGGAAAAUUAAUUCUAUCUUUGAAUAUUUUAGUUUUUAAUUCUGACAUUUAUAAUAUUAUUGUGUCUGCAAAGUUACUUUAGCUUUAAAAUGGUUAGAAUUUUAUAGCAGUAGUUGAUUAUUAUGGUGCUUACACUUGGUCAAUUGAUUUUAAAACUUUUGAAUUCUCAUUCAAUGGAUAUUAUUCGAAAGAUUAUCUCCACUAGAGUUAUGAUAUUAUAUUUUUAGCAGGAGCCCAUUGUUAAAUCAAUGCUUUCUAGAUCAUUAAUUUAUAAGCGAAUUAGAUAAAAUUAAUCAAGACCGAUUAUGUACCAAUUGGUUUUUCAGGAUAUAAUGUAAUCAGUUUUAGCUUUGUAAAUUCUAAAAAUAAUUUAGGCAGUUUAUACAUAAGUAACGCUAGUUAUAUUUAUAGAAUAGAUUUAAAUUUUGUCUAUAAUUAGAAUACAAAUACAUUUGAUUCUUUUAGCUUUGCUAAUAUCAAUAAACCUUUUAUUGUUAAACCACCUGGAAAUCUAAUAUAUGAAUGGUAUCAUUUGGAAGAAAGUCAAUAAUUUUUAAUACCAUACAGUGAUGAUUAAGAAUUAUAAUAAGCUAUAUUUGUUUAUUCAUAUAGUACAGACACUUCGCUCACUCGUUUUGGUAAAAAUAAAAUUUCAAAAAUAAAUUUACUUUAACCAUUGUACUAUAAAACUUAAGCUUUAAAUUCUAUAUGGUAAACAAAAACAUUUAGUUUCUAACUCAAUUAAGAAAUAUACUUUGCUGUAACUACUACAUAAGAUGAAAUAGUAGUCACUAAAGAUUCUCCAAGUAACCUAAAAUCUAUCCUUACUUAUCCUCUUAUUUAGUCAAUCAAAGCAAGAUAAAAUACAUUUUUUUCUGUAAAAAACUGUGAUACUUGUUUUAUUGCUAUGCAUGAUGCUACAUACUUAGCAUUUUAUAAAGUAAUGGACUCAUCAUUCACUCCUUAAGUAUACGAUUUAAGUUAGAUAAAUCUUGAUACUGAUUCAAUAAGCUUCAAUAUUGAUCCCUACUAAGAUAUUAAUCAAGCUGUUUGGGUUAUUGUAGGAAUACCUAAUAAAUAAAAUAAUGAAAAUUUCUUAUUUUAUGCUAUAAGUAUUACCUCUUAAUAAUAGUUUUAAUUGCUCUCUGAUAAAGUAGAAGACAAUAAUGAAAAUACAAGUUAUGCUCUCUAUUCCUAAGAAGAUUAAGAAAUUGUUGGAAUAGCUGUUAAUGGAAGUAUUUUUGUUUGGAAUUCUAUAGACCUUUCAUUCAAAUACUCAAUAGCGUCCGAUUGUUCAGGCUCAAUAAUUGGUUAAUUAUUUCAUACUGACGAUAAUAAAUUUCUAAUAAUAGUUUGUGGUGAUUACAGUCUAAUUAUCUAUAAUUUCUCUAAAAAAACAUUUAAACCAUUAAUGAAACUAUUGUCAAAUCCAUUCUAUUUAAAUGUAUUGAAUAAAAUUAAUAUGUUUGGAGUUGGAGAUAAUAUGAGCGGAGAUGUUUAUUUAUGGAGUUUUAAUACAGUUACUUAAUAAUUUGAAUAAUUUAUGCAUUUCCAGUCUCCUUCUUUAACAGAUGUUGGAAAUAAUAUUCAGUAUAUAGAAAUGACUUAGGUUUUAUUUAUUUAGUAUUAAUAUAGUAAUACAUUUUUCCCUAUUGGAUAAUGUCUUUAAAAUUUGCCUAGUUGUACUUAGAAAUGCUAAAUGUAGUUUUAUUUUAAUACUACUGAAACUACUGAUACUAAAGGUCUAUAUGGGAUAGGUUCUUUUGAAUAUCCUUUUACAUCUUCUUUGAGUAUAAUUUCAUCUUUACUUUUAGUUAAAUAAUAUUUCGAAUUAAUAAACGGAUUUGAAAUUCUAAACGUUAAUAUAUUAGUGAGCAACUAAAAUUAGAUGGUAUUUUACAAUGAACUGCUAACUUUGUAAGUUUUUGCAUAAACAAAUUUAACAAUUUAGAGCUGGAAUAAUAAUCAAUUAGCUUAAAUUAAUGUAAAUUAGUUGCUCCAAUUCUCGGGUCUAUUUAUGCUAAGCAUUGAUGAUAUACUUUUUAAUUUUAUUAUUAGUAGCUCCUAAUAAAAGUGUGGGUUCUAUUUUGAUGGUAUUACUUCAAGUGCUACUAUAGAUAACAUAAGUAUAUCUUCAACAGAUGGAACAUCUGAUUGCUUCUUUUUUUAAAUAAAUAAUUCUUUCUUGACUUUUAAAAAUAUAAACAUAAAAAGUUUAGAUUUUUCAAAUAAAUCAACUUUAAUAACAAUAGUUAAUUCUUAAUAGAUUGCACUUUAAAAUAUUCUAAUAGAUAGUUGUAAAUUAAGUGAAAAAUUCAGUAUAUUAACCUAAUAGAGCGAUGUUAAUGUUAUUAUUGAUACUUUUAUAAUUUAAAAUAAUCUAUGCGAUAUAAAUUAAAUUUACUAUCCACAAUUCUCUGGUUAGCUAUUUGAAGCUGGUGAAUUCAAUGUAGCUAAUAUGACUAUAUCCAAUAAUCAGUUUUGUAAUUUAUAGAUAUUCUCAACUGCCAGCACAAUCUAACAAAAAAAUUAAACAUUUUAGUUCUAGAAUAUAACUAUGUACAAUAACUCAUUUUAUACAACACACAAUUAUCUCUUUUUUGAUGCUAUUUAUUCAAUAAAUCCUCUUCCCUAACACACUUUAAAUAUGAGUUAUUUAAAUUUCACAGAUAAUUCUUACUUUCCCUCUUCUUAAGUUUAAUCAGACAUCUACCUCGGAAUUACUUAAUUAGUUCUAACUGAACAAAUUUUUUCAGUUUUAAUAACAGAAGUUACAGUAAAAAACCAAUAAGAAAUAGCAUUUUGUUCAUUAUCCUAAUCUUCUCUAGUCUCAAUUAGCAAUAUUUCUUGCUUAAAUGAUAAACAAUUUUUUGAUAGUUUAGUCAAUAGAGAAUAUGGUGGAUGUUUAAUUUUAAAUGAAAUAAAAAAGAUUAGCAUAACUAAUCUAUAAUCAAGCUAUAUAAAAGCAAUAAGUAAUUCUAUUUUAGUAAUAAAAAAUUAUGCUUACACAAAUUCGGUAAUAAAUUUAUCAAAAGUAGUUAUCACAAGUUCAUAUUUUGAAUAAAUUUAAACUAACUCCUAAGCUAAUCCAAUUUUUAUUACUUCCACUUAUACUUCUAAUAUAACAAUAAGCAACUCAAUUUUUAGCUAAAAUAGAUUAAAUGCAAAUCCUAAUACAUAAACUUAUUCAACUUCUGCAAUUCAGGCAAUUAAUCCAUUAGGUUCUAUAUAUUUAGUUAAUAACCAAUAUAUUAAUUCAGUAUCUAGUAGUAUCUUUAAUUUUCAAUAUAUAGUUGGUCUUAAUAUAACUAUUAUUAAUGCUAAUUGCAAGCAAUCUUCAUUUAAUAUCACAGAUAAUGUAACAACUUUAAUAUAAUAAGGAGGUUGCUUAAGGGCUAAAUCAAGCAAUUUAUAAAUUCUUUCUUCAAAUUUUAGCCAAUCCACAGCAAGCUAAGGCUCAUUUAUUUACUUAGAGAGUCUUAGUUCAGAAACAAAUAUUUUUAUAGAAAAAUCUUCUUUUGUAGAAGGUUAUGCUUAGAAUGAUGGUGGUGCAUUUUACAUAAAUUCACAAAACUCAAAUUUAAGUUUUGUGUGUAAAUCAUCUAACUUUAGUAAUAUCUAUACACUUAGUUCUUAUUCUUCCUCAAUUUCAAUAAUGUAAAUUAUUUUAAUUUAAGAUAAAAAUGGUAACUUUAUUCUAUUCUAUGAAGGAGAGUUAACCAAUAUUUUAGGCUAGGCCAACUCAUAUUUUUUGAAUAUCUAAAAUUCUAAUGUUACUCUUUUUAAUAUUCAUAAUAAUUUUAACUAAACCUAUCCUGAUUAUUUGAAUCAAAUAACUAAGCUAUCUGACAUCUAAUCAGUGUCAUUUUUCUAACUUUAAAAAUCUAUGCUCUCAAUUGUUGAUUGUGGAUUUUAAAAUUUAAUAAUAAAAAAUUUACAAAAUACUUCCCCUCUUCUAAUUAAUGACUCUACGUUUUCCACAUACUUAAUUAGUGUCAAUUAAGGAUCUCUAACAAUUGAAGAUUCCUAAUUUAUAAAUAUAAAUUAGAUAUCCUCAAAACGAGCCAAUAACGGUGGUGCUAUAUCAGUUAAUGGUUUGGUUUCUAAUCUUAACUACAUACAAAAUACUCAAAUGAUUAAAAAUACUGCCAUAUCAGAUGGAGGAGCUAUGCUUUUAAUAGCCUAAAAAGAUGAUAUUUUUACUUUAACUUUGUCUAAUUGCUAAAUUACUGACAAUCAAUCUUUAAAUGGAAGUGGUGGGGCUUUAUUUAUUAGCUCAGAAAAUGAAUCAACAGUACAGUAAUAGAUCAAAAUUUAUAAAACAAAUCUAUCAAAUAACAAAGCAGUUACCGGAGGAUGUAUUAAUAAUCUAGGUAUAAAUCCAGUUAUAGACUCUUAAAGCAUUAUAUUGAAUAACUAGGCCAUUCUUUAUGGAGAUAAUAUCAAUUCAUAUCCUGAUCAUUUAGGUUUGAUCAUGACAACAGAUUUAAAUAAAUAUUUCAAUUAGUAAACUAAUUCUUUAAUUUUAUCCAAUAUUAAAAGUGGAGGAUAAAUUCCAGAUAUAAUCUUUUAGCUAAGAGAUUAAACUGCUAAACCAAUAUUUCCAUUAGAUGCUGAUAAAAUAAUGAUUUAAGCAUAAUUUAGCAGCAAAACAAAAAAUAUAUCAAAUUAUUACAUUAGAGGAAAUUCUACAGCAUUUGUAGAUUUAAAAUAAAAAUAAUUUGUUUUUUAAGGUAUGUAAUUAAUAGGGAUUCCAAAUUCAUAAGCAAUAAUUGAGUUCAAAUCUGAUGUUAUAAAAAUUUUAAAUAAAUAAACUAAUUAAUUUUAGUCAAACUAUUCUUAUGAAUUAGAAGUUUAUUUUAGAAGUUGUAAUUAUGGUGAAACUCAGAAUUUUUACAAUACAUAUACAGAAUGUGUUGUCUGUGACUAAGAUAAAUACUCUGUCGAUACACAAUAAUGUUAUUCAUGUCCUUCUGGAGCAAAAUGCAAAAAUGGAAUUAUAUAUGUAAAUUAAGGAUUUUGGAGAAAAAAUGAAAGUAGUCCUCUAGUUAUAGAAUGUGUAAAUAAGCCUUCAAACUGUAUUGGAAAUACUUAUGGGAAUUAAGUAUGCUUAGAAGGUUACAUAGGACCUCUAUGUGAAUAAUGUGAUAUUUAUGGAAGCUAUUGGGGAGAGAGCUAUUCUAAAAUUGGAUCUUAUUAAUGUGCGUAAUGUAAAGAAUUGAGUACUUUAUUGUGGAAAGCAAUCUUAAUAGUAAUCUGGACUUUAUUUUCAAUUCGACUUGCCAUAAAAGGAGACUUAGAGGAAUAAACAAUAAAUGCUUAUUAAGUAGCUCUGAAAAGACACUUAUCAAAGAAUAAUCAAAGCACUUCCUUAAAAGGGACUAAAUAUUAAUCUAAAUUAAAUGUCAAAUAUGAUAACCAAAAAGAUAGAAAAUCUCGAAAUGGAGAAAAAGCUAGUGUUUAUAUUAAAGUAUUAGUUAACUAUUUACAAAUAAUAGGAUCAAUUAUUACUUUCAAUAUAAAAAUAACUACAGAUGUAUUUGAAACUUCAUAGUAUUUAGGAGCACCUGUAAGAUAAUAAAUGAAUUCUGCUGAAUGUAUAUUAAAAGAUAUGUAAACAGAUAUACCAAUGAUAUAUCUUAAACUACUAUUUACUCUCAUAGUUCCAAUUGGCUAUUUAAUGGUGUUUAUACUUAGCUUAAUUUUAUAAAGGGUAUUUACAAAUAUAAAAGUUCGUUAUUAUUCUAUUUGUACUGCUGCAAUCUUUAUAUUUAUUUUAGUUUAGCCUGAUUUAGUUUCUCAAAUGAUAGCUAUUCUUUCAUGUAGGGUAAUUGGAGAUUCUAGUUAUAUACUCUAUAAUAUAACUUAUGAAUGCAACACUAGCCAGCACUAGAGAUAUAGUUCUACCUUAGUAGCUCCUUGCUUAUUAGUGUUUGCUUUUAUUAUACCUAUUGGACUUUUUUAUUUACUAUACAAAAAUAAAAAUGACUUGCAAAACAUUUAAGUAUAUAAGAAAUAUGGCUUUUUAUAUAAAGAGUAUAAAAGCCAAAAUUAUUAUUGGGAAUUCGUGAAAAUUUUAGAAAAAAUUUUAAUCAUUAUAAUUCUUAACUUCUAUUCCCAAGAAACUAAUAUUAAAGGAGUGCUAAUUUUUAUGAUGAUUACUCUCUAUGGGAUAGCAUCUAGUGUUUUAUAACCCUAUCGUUUGAGUGGGUACAAUACAGUUGAUUUCUAUCAAACAAACGUGUGUGCAGUUUCUGUAUUACUUUGUUUAUUCAUUUACAAUAAUCCCUUCAAUUAUUAUUUGCUUGUUCAAAAGUUUCAAAAAUAAAAAUUAAAUCCUUAAUUGAAAGCUAAAAUAAAAAGAAUUUUUUAAGAAUUUUUAAAUCUUAGUGAAGAGCAAAAGUAUGAUCUCUUAUUAUCUGGUGUUAAGAUAUAAAUAGGUAAAAAUCAUAAAAGACUAUUUAAAGAUUAGUAGAUUAAUUAGACUAUUAAAUAAAAUAAACUAAAUGACUUAGCUACUAAAAAUUAAUAAAAAUUAAACUCAGAAAGUGAUUACUUUGAUAAAGAUAAUGAAAAUAGCCCAAAUACUGUAUAUACCAACAAGAUAAACUAAUCUCCUAUUUUUUUAUAAUUCGAAGAAUUAAAUUUAGUAAUGAAUUAGAUAGAAAGUUAAAAUGAUAAAGAGGAUAACUCUAAUAAAUUAAUAAAAUUAAAACAAAAAUACUUAGAUACUGUAAAUUAACAAAACUUAAACACUGAAUGCGAUUACUUUGAUAAAGAUAAUGAAAAUAGUCCAAAUAAUGUAUAUAGCAGCUAGAUAAACUAAUCUCCUACUUUUUUAUGUAAUAUAUAUAAUAGAUUUAAAAAAUUAAAUAUAGCAAUUGAUUAGAAAGAGAGUUAAAAGAUAAAGAGGAUAACUCUAAUGAAUUAAUAAAAUGAAAUUCUAUUAACCAGGUGGAUAAAAAUAAUAAUUUAAUUUAUUUUACUGAAUAUGAAAUAGAUAAUAUGUUAAAUAUCUGAAAAUUAUUAUUAAAUGUUAAUAAUAUAUAUUAUUUAUUUGUUAUUAACUAAAAAGAUUUAUUAAUUUUAAAUUUCGUUUUUCCCUAUUAAUAAUAUAUUUAUAUUAAAUAUUAAGCUUUAUUUAUUCUGUAAGUAAAAUAAAAAACUAAUUAUUUUUAUUUAAGAAUUUAAAAUAAAUAUAUUAUGA
Molecule: messenger RNA, 7692 nt
Organism: Tetrahymena thermophila SB210
Lineage: Eukaryota; Ciliophora; Oligohymenophorea; Hymenostomatida; Tetrahymenidae
Product: transmembrane protein, putative
Exons: 19
Source: RefSeq, a predicted model, not a curated record